Dothidotthia symphoricarpi CBS 119687 is the source of this 1295-nucleotide messenger RNA. RefSeq lists its product as uncharacterized. The transcript is spliced from 2 exons. Gene Ontology annotation, biological process: spindle assembly. Bases 61 to 948 code for a protein of 295 amino acids. NCBI's taxonomy places the organism in Eukaryota, Fungi, Ascomycota, Dothideomycetes, Pleosporales, Dothidotthiaceae. Gene Ontology annotation, cellular component: HAUS complex; cytosol. The record is from RefSeq and is a predicted model, not a curated record.
CACGCUCCUAAGGCUACUCGUUUGUAAUCUCCUUAUUUGUGUAUACGUCCAGCAAUAUCAAUGGACAACCUCACACCCUCCGACCUAUUCUCGCCCUCAAAGGCACGCCAACAACGCGCCCAAGCCCAAGACUGGGCACACAUAGACUCAUGGCUGUCCUACAAGUAUGCCGGCCGCACAGUUCCCACUUUCGAGCGCAACGAAGAGACGCUGAAAGUGCUGCGCGAGCUAUCUAUGGCGAAUGAGCGAGCCGACGAGGAGCGUGCAGUGAUAGAACGAGUAGAAAGGGAGGCACUAAAAGAAUUGAAUGAGAUCCCCACCAACGCAGACGACAACCGCAUUCUCGACCAGCUGAAAGCCUCCCUUACGCCUGAAGGCAACCAAGCCCUCGACGCUCUCGCAUCCACAGCCGUCCACCUCAACACCCCAACCGCAAACCCCGAGUUUCUUGCCCACACACUCAUCCACCACACCACCACGGCGCAGAACCUCGCGAACCAACUCGCCCACAUCCAUACCCUCCAGCAAUACCUCGAUAAACAACAAUCUCUCCUGCAAGCCCAGCUCCAAGAAUUUCGCACAAACCCUUCCUUCUCCGCUCCUUCGUCCCUCCAACGCCAGACUACAGAUCAGACGCGUCAGAUCAAGCAUCUCCGCACAAAGACCCGCGAGUGCGAGGACAAGCUGGCGGCGCUGCAGGUGCGUACCAUGACGCCGAGCUCUAAGCACGUCGGGUCUGCCGAGGCGAUUGGGGAGAUGUUGGAGCAGCAGCAGGCGUUAGAUGGGUUGCGGGAGAGGGUUGAGGGCGUGGAGAGGGAGGUCAACGCAUUUAUGGGACUGCCGGCGGAUAGGGAGGCGGCGAGAAAGGAAGUAGGGAGGUUGGAGGUAAGGCUUGAUGAAGUGAGGAGGAAGCGUGAUGGGCUUUUUGAGGGGCUUGUAGGGAAGUAAGGACUGGGAGCGUUAUCUGCAUUGUCAAUCAUGACAUGUCCGUGUUCACAUAUAGCGAAGGUAUAGAAGCACAGCGAGCAUAGCGGGCAUUACAUCAUUUCAAGAUUCUUAUUAAAAUCCAUCACCCAAAGCAUAGAUGUCCCACAACCCCUCUCCACACAACAUCACGUCCACUUUCGCAGACACGACACCGCAUGCGCCCCUCGCCAUACCGUCCUCACCCGACCUCCAUCCGACAGGGAACCCGCCAGACAGAGCGGCUCGAGUACGAACUCGGGGCAAACAAGAAAGAGAGAGAGGUAGUGCACGCACCGCACAGCAAUCCAGACAUACUCGCCCGUUCGCUC